CAAAUCGCGUUUUGAUAUUCAGAGAUAUUUGUGAAUGUAUUAGCAUUUUUCUCUAAUUUGUAACCUUUYUAGGUUACAGGAAAGCAUUAGGUCUUCUUGUGAAGGAUAUUUAGAAUUUUGGGGUAUAUUUUGAAGAAAUGAGAAUGGUUAUUUGUUGGAAUUGUGCCUGACAAUCAUAAGGUUUCAUUCUGUCAUUGGAGGAGCUUGGAGACGGUCUCAAACACUGCCAUGCAAGCACAAACUAUACAUAAAGGACCGGCACCACAGCCUUCUGUACUUCCUCCUUUACAAAAUCUUCCAUCUUGGUCAAGGAGUUCGCUAGAACGAAGGAGACAGCCUCGACCUAUUGUUCGUGAUCAACAAUCCACCGAUCAUGUCGAAGAUGGCGAUGAGAAAGAUAUUGGAAUGGAUGAACACCAGAAAAACGUUUCGUGUCUGAAUGAGCCAAGGAUUGUUUCAGCUCCCUCUAGAACGGGAGAAAAAGAUCUAAGGCAAAAAGUUACCGAAAUGGAGAAGAGUUUAGACUUUGUUCAAAACGAACAUGCUCAAGUUCUCAAAAAUUUACAUGAAGAAAUUGAAAGAUUAAAGGCUGAAAACAAAGACUUGAACUUCAAGCUCGUAAUGUCACGCUCUGGUGUAAAUGUGGAAGAAAUAAGUCCAGUUCCCUCUGAAGAGAUUGAUAAAUUAUCCCAAUCUCAACGUAAACCAUUAAAUGAAAAACAGUCUUCAGCUAAGAAAGAGAAACAAUCUAAAUCAAGCAAGUCAGCUUCAGAAAGUUUAGAUAAAGUACAAAAACAGACGUCAGAAACAAAGCAAAACUCUAGGAAUUCUUCUGCUUCUAUGAAAAAGAGGCAUCCAUCAGGAUCAAAGUCUUCAACAUCAACAUCAUCUGCCAAGAAGCCAGUUCAUCCAACUGUAGGAUCAGCAAAUAAAUCYAAGUUUUUAUCAAAAGCAAGAGCCAAACAACUUGAGAAAGAAGAAGCAGCUAAAGCUGAAUCAYCAAUUCCAACACCACAGAGUCCUGUCUGGUCMUCCAUUCAUGGUGGACAGCAGAUGAUAAUGGUUACCUUGAGUAAAGAUAAAAUGAUACAAGUUCAUGUUCCUAAUGAGACRGGACCAAGGUCACCUACACUUUCUGAGUGUAAAACUAUUAUUGCUGAACAACAAGAAACCAAUCAUAAGCAGGCUAGAGAGUUGCUUAAAUUGAGGACUGAUCUGAGAGAUGCUAAAUUAAUUCUUGCCAAAAAAUUAAACCAAACUAACCAUCUAGAAGGAAAGUCUUACUCUAAAAUGGAGGCUAGUGCAUCAAAUUUCAGUGGCUCAAACAGUAAUAGACAUUUACCACAGUUACCAUACAGAGAACCUGUAAACUCUGGCAGAUUACCAGCAAGGCCAGCUCCAAGUCAACCAGAGAAGUUCACCCUGCCAAGCCUUAGACCAAAUAUUAAUAGUGGAGUUGCAGAUAGAAGACGUCGUCAACAAGCUAUCCUAAGAGGAAGAGCAGCAAGACCAAAUUUCUACUAGAUGAUAUAUGUCUAUUAAUAAUAUAUAAAUUGGCUUUAUCUAAGUUUCAAUUUCAUUUUAUUUAAUAUUUCCAAAAAAGAUAUUGCACUAAAGUUUAUUCAUUAUAUUUGAGCAUAGUUUUGGUGUAAAGUUUGCUGUGUGCAAAAAUUACUUUGUAAAUAGAUCAGUAUUCUCCUAUUGUUAAAUUGCAUGACAAAAUAGGUUUUUAUUAAACAUMUAAAACUACUAUUUAAAAGGUAUUAUUUAAACCUUCUGUACUAUUUCUAUCCUAAAAAUUUGUUAUUGAUUCUUUACUGCUUGUCAACACAAUAAAUGAGAAUGAUAAGAAUAUCUUGUGAUUA
This is a messenger RNA of Exaiptasia diaphana, 1865 nucleotides long. RefSeq names its product coiled-coil domain-containing protein 74B. NCBI's taxonomy places the organism in Eukaryota, Metazoa, Cnidaria, Anthozoa, Actiniaria, Aiptasiidae. The record is from RefSeq and is a predicted model, not a curated record. The transcript has 8 exons. Bases 229 to 1524 code for a protein of 431 amino acids.